UUCAGACUGUGAUUCUGAAAGAGAGUACUAAACAAGAGAAACCUUUGGGCGAGUAAUGCAUCAGAUACCUAGCUUAAGAUCUAAAGCCAAGUACAAAAUCUUUCUCUUUUUAUACACAUUAUAUCACACACUGAAUUCAAUGUCAUCUUCUUCCUAUGUACAUUUUCCAUUCCUGGUUACCAGCCAAAUCCACCUGCUUUUUGUUAUGAGAAAAUAUGCAAUCCCAUCGCAACCCAUUUUCUUGCAUGCGUAGAUUGUUUUGCUGUGUCAUUGGCAAAUUUACCAAUCUCAUAUUUCCUCAUGUUAGCCCUUAUGGAAGAAGAUCAGGUAUCAGAGGAGAAAUUGUCAUUGUCCAGAGUUCUGGACAACCUGCAGAUCCUGUAAAAUCAGCUUUCAUUCAGAUAUGCAGUGCCACUACAGUUGACCCAACAACUGGCAAAGGAAAAUUAAGUGAGAAGGCAUAUCUUAGAUACGGAAAGAGCAAUGUAAGCAAUGGUGAGAAAACCACCACAUAUAAAAUCAUGUUCCGAGUGGAACCAGGAUUUGGAACUCCAGGAGCUCUUAUCAUAACAAACCAACAUGAGCAUGAAUUCUUCCUCAAAUCAGCUUCUCUUCGAACUCCUAACAAUCAGACUAUUGAAUUCGACUGUGGUUCUUGGAUAUACCCAUUUGUGAAAACCGGAACUGGUCGAGUUUUCUUCUCGAAUACAAAAUAUCUUCCUAAUCAAACACCUCAUGCUCUACUGAAAUUGAGGAAGGAAGAACUUAUUAGCAUGAGAGGAGAUGGAGAAGGCGAAAGGAAGGAAUGGGAUAGAAUCUAUGACUAUGACUACUACAAUGAUCUGGGAAAUCCUGACAAAGGUAAAGAACAUGCUAGACCUGUUUUGGGUGGUUCAGAUUUGCAUCCGUUUCCUCGCAGAUUAAGAACAGGUCGUCCACCUAGCAUUGCAGACCCUUCAACGGAAAGCCAGCCAAAUAUGGUUAACAUAGACAACAUAUAUGUUCCUCCAGACGAAUGUAUGAGCUCCAAGAAAAUGUCUGAGGUUAUAUCCAGCUCAAUCCAAGCUGCUGUACCUUUCCUUAUCCAUGGGGCAAAAUCAUUCUUCGAACAAGAGUCGAGCAGUUUUGAAUCGUUUGAUGAAGUGCAUUACAUUUUUUCUGGAAAUAGAAGCCUAAUAGUGGAGGAGUGGAUCACAGAAAAUCUGAUAAAUGUACUUCCUCCUAAGGUCUUCAAAGAAAUUACUUAUGAGAGCAUAGGGGCCCCCUUCAAAUCUCCAUUGCCUCAAAUUAUAGCAGAGAAUGAAUUGGCUUGGAAGAGUGAUGAAGAGUUUGGCCGCCAAAUGCUCGCUGGAACUAAUCCAGCACGAAUACAGCGCUUGGAGAAAUUUCCACCUACCAACAAAAAAGGAAAGAUCGGUGCAAUGAUAGAAUCACAUAUACAGGACAACCUUGACGGCCUAUCGGUUGCCCAGGCAAUAAACCAGUGCAGGCUAUUCGUAUUGGAUCACCAUGACUACCUUAUGCCCUUUUUAGAAAGAAUGAACGCAAAGGAUGAUUGUGUUUAUGCAUCCCGUACACUACUGUUCCUAAAGAAUGACAAAACACUAAAGCCAAUAGCAAUAGAACUUAGUUUGCCCUCACCUUAUAAUGGCGAUGAGCUAGGUACAGUGUUUAUUCCCGCAAGAAAGGGUGAAGCAGCCGCAAUGUGGCAAAUUGCUAAAGCUCAGGUUGCAGCUAAUGACUCUGUUUACCAUCAACUGAUCAGCCAUUGGUUGCAAACUCAUGCAGUGGUCGAACCAUUCAUCAUUGCCACUAGAAGACAAUUGAGCAUGAUGCAUCCAAUCCAUUGGCUACUACAUCCUCAUUUCAAAGACACCAUGCACAUAAAUGCACUGGCAAGGAAUAUCCUCAUGAGCUCUGGAGGAAUCCUCGAGAAGACAUUGCAUUCUGCAGAAAUUUCCAUGGAGUUGUCAGCUGAGCUCUACAAAGAUUGGAGAUUUGAUGAGCAAGCACUUCCAGCUGAUCUACUCAAAAGGGGUAUGGCUAUAAAAGACCCAAAUCCAUAUAACCCAACUGGGGUUCAGCUCCUAUUCGAGGACUAUCCUUACGGUGCAGAUGGACUUGAGAUAUGGGUUGCCAUCAAGACUUGGGUUACAGAUUUCUGCUCUAUCUUCUACACAGAUGAUGAUUCUGUCUCAUCUGACCAAGAAAUCCAAUCAUGGUGGUUGGAAAUCCGAAAUGUGGGUCAUGGUGAUAAGUGCAGCGAGACAUGGUGGUACAGAAUGACAACUCUCUCAGACCUAAUUCAAGCUUUGACAACCCUCAUAUGGACUGCAUCAGCCAUCCAUGCUUCUGUCAACUUUGGGCAAUAUGCAUAUUAUGGAUACCCUCCAAAUCGUCCCACAUUAUUCAAAAAGGACAUUCCCUGGGAAGGAAGAGUUGAAUAUGGUGAAUUCCUCAAGGACCCAGAUAAAUAUUAUCUAAAGAUGUUGCCUGGAAAACUUCAAAUGAGUCUCAGCGUAGCACUACUGGAGGUACUUUCAAGGCACGCAUCAGAUGAAGUGUACUUAGGUCAAAGAUCAUCAUCAAUGGUGUGGAUAAACAAUGAAGAGGUUGGGAAACGAUUUGACAAGUUUAGCAAAGAGCUAAAACAGAUAGAGAAAAGAAUCACGGAGAGGAACAGAAAUCCUAAUCUUAAGAACAGAAGGGGCCCUUCUGGUAUACCUUACACACUUUUGUACCCGGAUACCUCCAAUGUUGAACUCAAAGGGGGUAUCACAGGAAAAGGAAUUCCUAAUAGUAUUUCCAUUUAACAUCUUUUCAUACUCGUUU
Messenger RNA from Ziziphus jujuba (common jujube), 2832 nucleotides. RefSeq names its product linoleate 9S-lipoxygenase. Gene Ontology annotation, biological process: lipid oxidation. Lineage: Eukaryota; Viridiplantae; Streptophyta; Magnoliopsida; Rosales; Rhamnaceae. The transcript has 9 exons. The record is from RefSeq and is a predicted model, not a curated record. Gene Ontology annotation, molecular function: protein binding; metal ion binding; oxidoreductase activity, acting on single donors with incorporation of molecular oxygen, incorporation of two atoms of oxygen. Bases 216 to 2813 code for a protein of 865 amino acids.